AAACUCCGACACAUCUUUUACCCCCCACUGUACAGACAACCCCAACACACACAAAAACACAAAACACACACAUAUUCUCUAUCUAAAAGCAACUGAUCAAUCUGCCAUUGCUUACCACACUAUGACCAGAUAAUAUCAGAUACUUUUUUGGUCAAAGAAGAAAGGCUGUGGAGAUAAUAUAUUGUACUAGCUCUUGAAAAUCAAAAGAAGAGUGUCACAGCUAUUGAGAAAACUGUGCUUAUUUUGAUCAUCAAUGGCCGAAAUUAUUGGCCCUAGACUGUACAGUUGCUGCAAUUGUAAGAAUGAAGUUGCACUACACGAUGACAUCAUUUCUAAGGCUUUUCAGGGAAGACAUGGGCGAGCAUUUUUGUUUUCUCAUGCAAUGAACAUAGUCGUGGGGCCAAAAGAGGAUAGGCAGCUAAUGACGGGCCUCCAUACAGUUGCUGAUGUCCAUUGCUGCGACUGUCGUGAGGUUGUUGGCUGGAAAUAUGAACGAGCUUAUGAAGAGACUCAGAAGUACAAGGAAGGGAAAUUUGUACUUGAGAAGUCGAAGAUUGUCAAGGAUAACUGGUAGUCCACCGUGAAGUCUGUGGAUGUUCAUACAUGUUAAUCUUGUUAAGUCAAUUCUCAGCAAUUCAAAAUGUCAAUUCAUUGUUCAUUGCUGUGUAAAUUUCUUUUGUUUGUUGUCCGAUUGGAUUGGAUAUUGGAUAUGUUGAACACACUGUGUGAAUAUUCCAUCUCCAAAAUCAUGAAUAUGUAAAUAUUACAAAAUUAUAAUAUUUGCUCUA
This is a messenger RNA of Nicotiana tabacum (common tobacco), 788 nucleotides long. RefSeq names its product protein yippee-like At4g27745. NCBI's taxonomy places the organism in Eukaryota, Viridiplantae, Streptophyta, Magnoliopsida, Solanales, Solanaceae. The record is from RefSeq and is a predicted model, not a curated record.